This is a messenger RNA of Morus notabilis, 2723 nucleotides long. Its product is annotated as wall-associated receptor kinase-like 1. NCBI's taxonomy places the organism in Eukaryota, Viridiplantae, Streptophyta, Magnoliopsida, Rosales, Moraceae. Gene Ontology annotation, molecular function: ATP binding; protein serine/threonine kinase activity; calcium ion binding. The coding region runs from base 223 to 2595 and encodes 790 amino acids. The transcript is spliced from 4 exons. Gene Ontology annotation, biological process: protein phosphorylation; cell surface receptor signaling pathway. Gene Ontology annotation, cellular component: plasma membrane. The record is from RefSeq and is a predicted model, not a curated record.
UGAAAAUAUUUUUGAGUUGAUCCACAAAACAAUGAUUAAUGCAUUUGUGGUUAGAGCGCAAUUUGUUUAAAAUGGGCUCUUAUUCGAGUUUUAAGUAAGACCUCUUAAUUUGGAAAUCCUUGUUCUUCUUUUUUUAAUUGCUUACUUUUUUAGUCGAAAUUAAGCUCUAUUUGGAUUUGCCUAACGACACAAACAGACACAGAGCAUCCAUUCAGCCGUUAGAUGAGCUAUAUUUGCUUCUGUGAUCUAUAUCAAUUAGUGACGACAAAUAUGGACAUUCAGGAGAUCAACAUGAGAAGAAUGGUCGUCUUACAGUUGCUAGUUACUGUCCUAACUUGCAUGCUGGGUGUACCAAAUAAUGUAUUAUCGGCAUCAGAAGCAGCACUGAAUAUUUCGAAGCCUGGUUGCGAACAGCGUUGCGGAAACGUGCACAUCCCAUUUCCUUUUGGAAUCGGCCCGAAUUGUUCCCUUGACAAGUGGUUUGAAAUAUCCUGCAACAAUUCUACCAUCCCUCAUAGGCCUUUCCUAAAACACACCCAAUGGGAGGUGCUCCAUAUUUCAGAUUUUUACACCGUUAAUUCAGAAAUUUACACCUUCAGACAUCAAUUUCAGGUUAAAAACCCGAUAAGUUUCUUCAAUUGCAGAGGCAAAAAAGCCGCAAAAGCGUUGAAUUUAACGGGAAUGCCUUUUUACUUGUCUUCGUCUAGCACCUUUGUCGCGGUGAGUUGUGGCGUCCUCGCCAAAGUAAAUUCAAGUUCAGGCAACACAAACUCUCAGACAGGAUGCACGUCGAUCUGCUCACCAAAUGAUAGUAGUACCAAUUCAACUAACAAAACUUAUUGCGAUGGCAUAGACUGCUGCGAAACCUUCAUUCGUGAUGAUUCUUUUAAAGCCUUCGAAAUCACGUUCGAAAAUCGUAGUACCCCUUCUGUAGCUGAUCAAGAUCCAUAUGGGAGAGAUUGCAAAUUCGCUUUCUUGGUAGACGAUUAUUAUUGGAAUAAUAACAAUACAAAUAUUGCGAGAAUCCGUAGUAUGGACUAUGUUCCUCUCAAUAUAAGCUGGUAUGUAAAUUACACAGAUUUCUACGUAUUCAAUAUAAGUAUGUCUUUCGGCAGAGUCCCCUUCCACUACUGCGGCAAUUAUGCUAGAAGUUAUUAUUACAAUUAUGGAUCUGGUCUUUCGGCAGAGUCCCCUUCCACUACUGCGGCAUAUGGUCUAGAAUGUCAAUGCGACGGAUUGUUAGGAAAUCCGUAUCUCAUUGACGGAUGCAGUCAAGAUAUCAAUGAAUGCCGAGAUUAUAACCCGCAGUGUGGGCCAGGGGGCACUUGUGUGAAUACUUAUGGGAGCUACCAUUGCACUUACAAGCUCAAGUUUAUCCUCAUAGGUGUUGGCAGCGGACUUGGAGCAUUGCUGUUACUUUUCUGUCCUUGGGGCAUAUACAAGUUCGUAAAGAAAAGAAAAGACAUAAAACGCAAGCGAAAGUUUUUCAAACGGAAUGGUGGUUUGUUGCUGCAACAACAAUUAUCUUCCAGCGAUAACAAUGUUGAGAAAACCAAGUUGUUUAAAUCGAAUGAGUUGAAGAAGGCCACUGAUAAUUUUAGUGUAGACAGAAUUCUAGGCCAAGGAGGUCAGGGCACUGUGUACAAAGGAAUGCUGGAAGAUGGAAAAAUUGUUGCCAUAAAGAAGUCUAGAAUGGUUGAUGAAGCCCAACUCUCGGAAUUCAUUAAUGAGGUUGUCAUUCUUUCACAAAUAAACCAUAGAAAUGUGGUUCAAUUGCUGGGAUGUUGUUUAGAGACAGAAGUUCCUCUUCUAGUCUAUGAAUUCAUAUCAAAUGGAACCUUGUCCCAGUAUAUUCACGAGCAAAAUGAGGAGUUUCCUUUCACAUGGAAAAUGCGGUUACGAGUUGCGACCGAAGUCGCGGGAGCUCUUUCCUACUUUCAUUCAGCAGCAUCUUUUCCGAUUUACCACCGAGACAUCAAGUCUACGAAUAUACUCCUUGACGAGAAGUAUAGAGCAAAAGUUGCAGAUUUUGGCACGUCAAGAACAAUUUCCUUGGAGCAAACUCACCUCACCACAAUAGUAUAUGGCACAUUUGGUUACUUAGACCCAGAAUACUUCCAAUCAAGCAAAUUCACUGAGAAGAGUGAUGUUUACAGCUUCGGGGUGGUUCUUGUUGAGCUUUUAACGGGACAAAAAGCAAUAUCAGUAACAAGGUCAGAAGAAGAAAGAAAUUUAGCCACACAUUUCGUUAUGACAAUGGAGGCAGACAAUUUGUUUGAUAUUAUUGAUUCUCAAGUUCUCGAAGAUGCUCCAAAAGAAGAGAUCAGACAAAUUGCCAACCUUGCGCAGAGAUGCUUGAAUAUAAAUGGAAGGAAUCGACCGACGAUGAAAGAAGUUUCCAUGGAGUUAGAGGGGAUCCAAAAGCCCGAUAGAACCGCUUCUAUUGCUCGACAAAACCAUGAAGAAAAUGAAUUUAUCAGGACUGAGUUUAUGGAGCCUUGGGAUGUUGCUUCGACUUCUGCUGGAUCAGCGUUGGAUAAGACUACCAGUACUCGUUCUUCAUUGCUGCAAGAACUGCCGCUAUUGUCUUUGUGAGUUUUGAUAUGCCAAUAUAACAUCAGUUUGCUUCUUUUUAUGUAUUAAAUGAUAUUCCAGGAUAUUUGGAUAAUAGUUGUAUGUUUUAAAUUUGCAAUCUAAACUCAAGGUCACCUUUUUAUGUGUCA